AUGCCUUACACGCCCCCUUCUCACCGUUCUCCCUCCGCGUCAGCUCCCACAUCCCCCGAUGCCAGCCGGAGACCGUCGCUGGUAAGCGGAGGUUCCCGCCCAGUCCUGCCCAGGUCGGCUUCGUAUCUCACGAGACACCGACGCACACCCUCCGCCGUGGGAGCUCCCGAUGGAGCAGCGAGCCAGCCCUCUCCAGACGCCACAUCUGACGACCUCAAGAGCCUGGUCAGCAGCCGAAGCGUCCGACAGUCGCCUCCGCCCGUGACGAGCGACCGAGGGAUGCCUCAAGGCGCCAUCCUGUCCCCGCCUGAGUCGGCAUCGAAUAGUGACGAUGAUGACCUUCCUCAGAUGCGCGGAAGGCAGAUCGAGAACCUCAAGGAGCUGAAGGAGCUGCACGAGGCCGUGAGCCAACUGCCCCGGCACCGAGAGAGCUCACCCACCAGGCCCGAUGCAGGCGACCUCCUCGUCCUUCCUUCUCAAUCCGAGGGCAUCCACCACAGCUUCAGUGCGAGCGCCCUGGACGACAUGGCCCAUGCGGGACGCAAGAUCUCCCACACACGAUCGGUGACGGAGCCCCAUAUCCUAAUCAGCAAGUCUGCCGACAACUCGUUGACGGGGUCGGAUGAUGAGUCGGAGGAGCCGCUGAAGAAGCCGCAGAUGGUGCGCAAGAAGUCGGGCGAGCUCGUUCGACCGGCCCUUCGCCCAGCUUCGCGGCGGCGGCCCUCGAGUAUGCCUGGGACCCCGACCUUCUCCAAAGCUGUGCACUUCGACUCCCACCUAGAACAUGUCCGCCACUUCCUCCAGGUCGACAGACCACUCGCUGUCAGCGCCGGGUCUUCCCCGAACGAGAACUACGACAGCGACAACGAGUAUCCUUUCCCCGGUGACGAGCGCAGGAAUACCCGGAACCCUCCCUACGAAUGGGAGAUCAUCGUCACCAACUUCCCAGUCGAGACGCCUGCCCGCAAGGCACUGCCCGUCAGGUUGGAGCGCGUGUGGCUGUCUAACGACCAGAAGUGCCUGAUAGGCUCGGUCGUGGUCACCAACCUCGCAUUCCAGAAGUAUGUCACCUGCAGGUUUACCCUCGAUUACUGGAAGACCACUUCCGAAGUCGCCGGCGAUUACGUGACCGAAGUGGGACGUAGGGACCUGCCCGACCAACACGAUCGCUUCAACUUCUCGAUCAAGCUGUCCGACCUGGCCAACCUCGAGUCCAAGACGCUCUACUUCUGCAUCCGUUACAACGUCAACGGCCAGGAGUUCUGGGACAAUAACAGUGGCACCAAUUUCCAAAUAGAUUUCAAGAAGAAGCAUCUGCCCAUGAACGGCAAGAACAACUUCCAGGGUGCCUCCUCGAGACCUCUCAACUCGCUGCCCAGGAGCAACCGCCGGUCUCCGGGCCCUGACGGACGUCCCCGGUCGAUGCCCGCCUCGUCGGACGAGUUCGGGGAGAACCAGAAGAUCAACUUCGACCAGUCACUCCACGAGUAUCUUGGCGAGACCGGCACCUCUCUGCGGCUCAAGGGCGUCAAGUCCAGCACCAACCUGCCGAGCGAUAAUCUCUCUAGCAGGCUGUCUGCCCCGAGCGGGCAGGCAUUUGCAAACAGAUACGACUUUGGUGCUUCCCUGACUGCCGCCGUCCAAGCCGCCAAGGAUGCCAUGGGCAACAAGCCCGACGGCUUGUACAUGAAGCCGCACCGCAAGGCCAGCGUCCAGAUCGCUACUGCCAACACCGGAAAGCCUCUGGCUAAGGACACUGGGUCUCCCGUGCCCGGCUCCAGCCCCGUCAAAUCUGCCGCUCCUGCAACCGCGUCGGCUCCGGCAACAUCGGGAGUCCAGUCUCCCGGCUCAGGCAGCAUCUCCUCCGCCUCGUACGAGGAGUUGGUCAACAAAUACUGCUUUUUCGGCUCGAAGCAGACCAGCCCCCAGCUGAAGGAUGGCACCCUCAAAGGAGGCCGUUUCGAUGGCAACGACGAGUACUACCGGGGGGACAGCUCCAACUCGAGCUCAAACGGGAGCCCGCAGAUGCGUACCGUCCGGCACGCCUCUCACGCCCAGCACCACACGCUGCACCCCAAGGAUCCCAACCCGUACUUCCAGCACUCCCCGACUCUCUCCAUGGCUGCCUCGCCCGUCGCAUCGCCUCUGAAGAACCCGGUUGAGCGCAUCUCGAGCCCACUUGCCGGCCAGCCGAGGAACCCUGCACCCGUGUCAGCACCAUCCCCUGCCCGAUCAGUGUCACCUGCUUCCAUGGUCGGCAGCUUCCCUCCCUUCGCCGGGGUUAAGCUGCCUCACCGGACGGAUCAACCGGACGCACCUUCAACAACAUUCGGAGACGGCCCCACCUACAACUCCCGUGGCUACCUGUCUCUUCUCGGUUACGACACCUACCAGAGAGCCAACACCUACAAAGGCAGAACCAACAACCUCUUGCCAGUACGGCAAGGGCACGGCGCUGCAACGCAUCUUCGGCGCCUCAACCUCGACGAAUGA
Messenger RNA from Thyridium curvatum, 2493 nucleotides. RefSeq lists its product as uncharacterized. Gene Ontology annotation, cellular component: protein phosphatase type 1 complex. The transcript has 3 exons. Gene Ontology annotation, molecular function: protein phosphatase 1 binding; glycogen binding. Gene Ontology annotation, biological process: regulation of glycogen biosynthetic process. The record is from RefSeq and is a predicted model, not a curated record. Bases 1 to 2493 code for a protein of 830 amino acids. NCBI's taxonomy places the organism in Eukaryota, Fungi, Ascomycota, Sordariomycetes, Thyridiales, Thyridiaceae.